This is a messenger RNA of Rhizopus microsporus ATCC 52813, 2199 nucleotides long. RefSeq lists its product as uncharacterized. Gene Ontology annotation, cellular component: transcription regulator complex; mediator complex. The coding region runs from base 83 to 1801 and encodes 572 amino acids. Gene Ontology annotation, biological process: regulation of transcription by RNA polymerase II; positive regulation of gene expression. The record is from RefSeq and is a predicted model, not a curated record. The transcript is spliced from 6 exons. Lineage: Eukaryota; Fungi; Mucoromycota; Mucoromycetes; Mucorales; Rhizopodaceae.
UUAACGACAUCAAUCAUGCUCGAAUCACUCUUCUCUUUUUGUCUUGACACUUUUUAUUAGGCUACUACAAGUUAUAUACAAGAUGAUGUUGGAUAGCGAACUAGGUCCACGAUACCAAUCCACUGCUUCACCUGUCGCCUGCGUUCCACCUAAUGUGCUUGACGUCGUGUACAAGCUAUUGUAUAGCGCACCGUGUUCAGCUGAAUUGAUGGUAAAAGAGAUCUUUGACAAACUGAGACGUUGUGACAAGAUGAUAAAAAUGAAACGUACUGGUGAAAGUGAAUCUUUGCCAACACAAUUACCUGACCAGACAAUGCGCUGGCUACAGACCAUACUUCAGCUUAUGAAUUACAGGUUCAUACGGUUUUUAAAAUACUCUCCACUUUCUUCUGGAUUACUUCACUAUAUUCGAUACUCUAUAUCGUUUCUUGAAAGCAGGCAGUGUUAUCAGUCACUCGAAUCGUUUACUGUGAAUAUUAUAAAUAUGCAAAUGGAUGUAAAGCUCCUCCGUUCAUUAGACGAUCCACAUAGAGAAAAAACGAUCUGGUUUGGAGAAUCCGAGAUGCUGGCUCGAUUGACUGUGUGUACCAUCAGUCGUCUGAUCAAGACAAGAGGACAGGCGGAUAUCAAGACAGAGCAGAUUCAUCGUGUGCUAUCUAAUCUAUACGAGCAUUCGCUUGACUGGUCUUCAGCAGCUCUAGAACAUUUCCCUCCUGUUGUUCGAGCCUUUUAUGAGUCGCCUAGCAACCAAAUACCAAGACCGAGCGUAACAGCAGCCAAAGUGCAACAAAUCGUGUCUAAUAACAAGGCACUGACGACCUACCUGCUUCAAGGGUCUCCAGAGGCAGAAAGAAUGGCCAUUCAGUAUUUCUCAAGUGCAGAAAAUCAAUCUAGUUUACUGUGCAUCAUGUGGGUCAUAGCCAUUACUCGCUCUACGGCAGAAUGCUUCCAUAUGCAAUCUGUACGUAAAUUACUGCUGCUGAUACCUCCUUCUAAAAUGGCAACAAACACAAUUGAUCUGAUGGACUUUAUACUAAGUGUAGAAUAUCCAUCCAAUGCUCAAUCAUCCAUAUCUGUUCUUUUGGAUGCAUUCAUCUGGAAAUAUCAGUGGGUCAAUUUCAAUCACGUCCUUUUUGCACUGGCCAAGGGCAGCGGUACGCCCGAAAGGACGACUAAGGCCAUGACCGUUCUUCGUUACUUACUCCUUGAAUCUUCAGAACUCGUUAAACGCGUACACAAAUGGGAUUCUCUCGGCUUCAGCUGUCGUCCAUGGACAGAGGAAGACUUUCAAGAAAAACUCAUGGCUUACUUACGAGAGUUUCCCGAGUACAGUGAGUUUGAGGCGUUUGCUAUGCAACAGUUUGAGCCUAGAGUCGACCUUUCACCACCAUUGCAGGUCAAGCUACCUAUCUAUUUUGGCAAUGUCAUCAGUGACUUUGUUGUUUCCCUAGAAAACAUUCUGAUGCGAUUGGUGGAGUAUGGCCAGACAGAGCUAUUGAUCGACAUAUUAGAUAAACAUGGUCAUUUGUUCAAAUAUCAUCAGUGUCCAUUAUCAUUUGUGGCCAACUUUUUCCUGUACUAUCAUGCAUCACCCACAUUGAUGAAUCUCUCUGUUCGUAAACGAAUUUUGAGGCUGAUAGAUUUUGAUCAGUACAAUAUUGCGCCUGAAGCGGUAGCCUAUGCUCAAAAUGAAGAUGAUGAUGGUAGCUUGUUUGAUGCUGGAUACUUUGAAAGGGUUAUUUAUAAGCUUGCUAAAAGUACAAGACAAGAAGAAAAAAAAGACAGAAAUGAUAGAUCCUAAUCAUAUAUACUUAGGCAUAAACCCUCAAACAUGUGCUCCUAGAGCCAACCCAGACUUACCCGAACGUCAUUUUCGAGAAAUUGGCAGUCCAGCCAUAGAAGGUAUUGUCAUUGCCACCUUGGAGACCAUGCUGACCACGACAGCUCCGUCAACGAUUAUAAAGUACUUCUUGGACUUGGCACUGCUAAGAGAAUCACAUCAUGUGGGUGUAUCUGCAUUGACGAUCCAUGCUAUUGGUCUACUCAUACCGUUACUACCUCCACAAGACUUUAUCCAUCCCAUGUUUAAAGAACUGAAUGACUUGAUAUUGACUGAUCCUUAUUUGCUGGCAGUAUCUGAGCCAUGUCGAUUGAUUCGAUGCGGAAUACCUAAAAGUGUGAACGGAAAAUAUACCAUGA